AUGAUUGAUCUCUGCUCUUUCAACAAAUCUCUUAAAGCAACAUGGGUUAAAAAGUACUUGGACACGACUAACCACGGAAAAUGGAAAUUCCUCUUUGAUCUAGAACUGGAGAACUACGGCCGCGAUCUCAUUUUCCGUGGUAAUCUCAAUGUCUCGGACACUAAGAAAGAGGUUAGAGCAACAGACCCCUUUCUUAAAGAAAUAUUGGAAUAUUGGGCAGAAAUAAACUUUGUGGAUCAAGUAAGCUCUGAUAUCGCUUUUCAAGAACAGUUUCUGUGGUUCAACUCUUUAAUAAGGAUAGAUAAUAAACCAAUUUUCUUUAAAGAAUGGCUUGAAAUAGGUAUCUCCAAGGUUAAACACCUCCAAUCAGGAAAAGAUAAUUUUCUGACUCUCAAAGAUUUUGCCUCCAAACAUGAUUUAAGGGUACGCCCGCUCAGUUUUUUUGGUUUAUUAUCAGCUGUUAAA
This is a messenger RNA of Porites evermanni, 465 nucleotides long. The record is from the annotation of a GenBank genome assembly. Lineage: Eukaryota; Metazoa; Cnidaria; Anthozoa; Scleractinia; Poritidae.